CAGGCUCUUUUGGUACUCUUUUGUGAAGCACGUGGUGUCAUAUGCUAGCACUAGGAGACGACUUCCCGCCAGUAUCCAGUCCAUCGUCGCUGGGGGUGGACGUGUGUUGACACUGCUCCCUUCCCCACACUUUAUGCAGGAUGGAUGCUGUUCCAGGACCUUCUGGAUUAGUGAUAUCUCCAAAGCAAAUGUACAAGAAGAGGCAGAAACGUUUGACCACUAAAGAGAUCGAAGACACCCUCAACUGUAGUGAUGCUGAAGACAUAAGUGAAUAUGAAGGCAACGAAAUGGAUGACAUCGAUGACCCUGGAAUAUCAGAUACUGGCAGCACUACUGACGAAGGAGAUGGUGAAGAAACAGUUGUUCUAGUUGUGGAUGAUGCAGAAAUUAUUCCAGCUCCUCAGUUUCCAUCUCAUCCUAAAAGAAAGAAACGCAGACGCACCAUUUGGAAACAUGUCACUGAACAAAAAGAACCACCUUCAGUUCCUGUUUUUGAUAUUCCAGAGCAAACAGAGGACGAGGUGCUGUUGACACCUUUGCAAUACUUCAAGAGGUUCAUGUCUGAUGAAUUCCUCAGUGAGAUUGUUGAACAGAGCAACUUGUACGCUCUACAGCAAAAUCCUAACAAGCCUCUGGGUCUUACAUGUGAUGAGUUUGAACAAUGGCUAGGAUGUGCUUUCUUCAUGUCAGUUAGCAAAAUUCCUAAUACACGUCUGCACUGGUCUACUUACACAAUGACUGAGGCUGUAUCAUGUGUUAUGAGUAGAAAUAGGUGGGAAGAAAUCAAAUCCCAUUUGCAUUUUGUGGAUAACAGCAACACUGACACCACUGACAAGUUAUGCAAGGUGAGGAUGUUGAUAGACCACCUGAGACAGGAGUUUAGAAAAGUUCCUAUGACUGAGCAUCUAAGUGUAGACGAGCAAAUUGUUCCCUUCAAGGGAGUAUCAAGCUUGAAACAGUACAAUCCAAAGAAACCCUCUAAAUGGGGAUAUAAAAUAUUUGUCCUAGCAGAUGACAAAGGUUAUGUUUAUGACUUCAGGCCUUAUACAGGUAAAAUUUGCCCUGUAAGCACCAGUGAUGUGCCUGACCUUGGGCCAAGUGCUAAUUCGGUUUUACACUUGGCAGAAGUGAUACCUCAUCACAAGAACCAUAAAUUAUAUUUUGACAAUUGGUUCAACUCUCUUCCUUUAGUAGAGUACUUAGCGACUAAAGGGAUUUGGUGCUGUGGCACAGUUCAGAGUAGGAGACUUCCAGAUUUGUCAUUCCAGUCUGAUAAGCAACUAGCCUCCAAGGGUAGAGGUAGUUACGAUGAAUGGAUGACAACGAGUGACAGUGGUGUUACUACAUAUGCAGUCAAAUGGUAUGACAACAAAGCAGUGUGCCUAAGUUCAACAUUUGCUACUUCUCAACCACAACAGACUUGUGUGAGAUAUGACAGGAAGAGAAAGGAAGAAGUUGAAGUCCCUAGACCUAAUAUUGUCAAAUUGUACAAUGAGCACAUGGGGGGUGUGGAUCUUCAAGACCAACUCCUGGCGUACUAUAGAAUGUCUUUUCGUUCUAGGAAAUACUACUUGAGGCUUGUUUUUCAUCUUUUUGACAUGGCAGUAGUCAAUAGUUGGCUACUUUACAGGCGCUCAGCUGUCUCACUAGAAAUUCCUGAGAAGAAGCAAUAUGCCCUCUGUGAUUUCAAACUAAAACUAGCUUUCUCACUCACAGCUAGUGGAAAGGAUUUGAGAAAGAAAAGAGGGAGGCCAUCAACUGAUGCUGUAAAGGUAAACUUUGAGAAAAAGAAGAAAUGUGGCAGAGCAACUAAACCCAUUCCUGAAGAUGACAUCCGCAAGGAUGGAAUAGGACACUUCCCUGCUUUCUCAGCAAACCGUACAACAUGCAAACUCCCAGGGUGCAAAAGCAAAGUGCGUAUGUAUUGCCUAAAAUGUAAUGUGUACUUGUGCUGUGAUCAGAAGAAAAACUGCUUCCUGGACUUUCACCAGUAGGAAUAGAAAACAAUGUGAGAUAAAGGGAAACAUUGUGUUACAAAAAUGAAAUCAAAUGUAUUUUAUGUUUUUUGGAGCUCUAUGUUAUGUUUUGAACAGUAUCAAGAUAUGGAAUAAUUUAUUGUUUGUGUAGAACAUAGAAAAUACCUUACAGAAAAAUUAUUUUUUGUUUUUGCAUUUAAAGUGCUCAAGUGCCCAAUGGACCCAAUUGGUCACCUUUUGGUUAAAUGCCCACAAACAUUUAAAUUUAACAAUUUUUGUAAUAAAUAAUUUCUUCUGCA
Molecule: messenger RNA, 2275 nt
Organism: Scylla paramamosain (green mud crab)
Lineage: Eukaryota; Metazoa; Arthropoda; Malacostraca; Decapoda; Portunidae
Product: piggyBac transposable element-derived protein 3-like
Exons: 3
Coding region: 141-1994 (617 amino acids)
Source: RefSeq, a predicted model, not a curated record